GCAACCAUCGCAGCUGCAAUUAACGUUAGUAGCAUUUCCUCGCGAAAUCGAGGUGUUCCAUGUAGAAACAGCGGCCAAGUUUUGCAAACGGACGCAGAUUUUAGCAGGAAUAAAAUUAACGUUAUUUUUUUAAGGAUCCGCGUUUUAAUGCGAAUAUGUUGCACCUGCCGGUAUAUCUCAUGAACCGAUGUAACCUGGUGGUUACCACAUAAGUUUCACAAGUUGCGACGUCAUGUGCUCUUGAAUGAAGAGGAAGCUUUGCUGAGCCAACAGUGUCUUACAUUUGGUUCUCCAACCGAGGUUUCAAAGCCAUGAGUCAUGUGGAUCUGAAAGUGGUUCUUCUAGGCAAGGAGUACGGUGGCAAGACGAGCCUGGUCGAGCGCUACCUCUACGACCGUUUUGAUGCAGCUACUCCUUAUCAGAAUACAAUAGGCGCUGCUUAUGGUGCAAAGCAGAUCGCCGUGCGAAAUCGCAAGAUCACCCUUGGAAUCUGGGAUACGGCUGGCAGUGAGAGGUAUGAGGCUAUGAGCCGAAUCUACUAUCGGGGGGCAGGUGCUGCUAUUGUCUGCUUUGAUCUCACUGACCGGGAAAGCUACCAGAAGGCCAAGUUCUGGGUGGAUGAACUGCGCAAGCAUGAAGAGAAGUGCCACAUCUUCCUUUGUGGCACUAAGAAUGAUUUAAUCAAAGAAGAAGGCAGGUUCAGGGCAAUCAGUUACCACGAUGUGCUGGAUUAUGCUGAUGAAAUUGGGGCCAAAAUGUUUGAAACCUCUAGCAAGACAGGAGAAGGCAUUG
Rhipicephalus sanguineus (brown dog tick) is the source of this 792-nucleotide messenger RNA. RefSeq names its product ras-related protein Rab-24. The record is from RefSeq and is a predicted model, not a curated record. NCBI's taxonomy places the organism in Eukaryota, Metazoa, Arthropoda, Arachnida, Ixodida, Ixodidae. Gene Ontology annotation, molecular function: GTPase activity; GTP binding.